This is a messenger RNA of Laccaria bicolor S238N-H82, 1065 nucleotides long. RefSeq lists its product as uncharacterized. The transcript has 4 exons. The coding region runs from base 1 to 1065 and encodes 354 amino acids. Lineage: Eukaryota; Fungi; Basidiomycota; Agaricomycetes; Agaricales; Hydnangiaceae. The record is from RefSeq and is a predicted model, not a curated record.
AUGUCUUCAAUUUCUGAUAGUUCUGAUGUCCUCCUCGUUUCAGACCCCAUUGCCACGGUUCUCUGCUGCAAAAAAAAAUUCUGGCUUCACAUAGGGGAAGUGAACACCUUGCACAUCAAUGGGCGAUCUGUUGACUUUGUCAGUUUUGACAUGCUCAUAGAGGACACAGUCUCUGUCUUGUACCAAAUGUCAUGCCUAUGCACGUCCACAAUGGAUGAUGACCCCGAUCAACAGAAUGACUGGAGGACUUGCGCAAUUGACGAGUGUUCCUUUACCAAUAAUUACCAUACCUGGUCGACUAGUUCAAGCAAUAAACCCUUCCAUUUUGAAAAUGCACACAAACUUUCCGUUCUAUCUAUUCCAGAGCACCGAUCUUGUGGCGUUAACUAUUGCACCUACCAAGGAAUACCCAUAUCGCGAGGGCUCUGCACAUGCUUUGUCUGUGAAGCAAAUCAAGACUUGGGUGAGAUUGGCGAGCAGGGCACGUUGGAUUGCCCACAGUGCUCACCAACAAUAAUUCUCAACCUUUCUCAAGGUCAGAGAGUGCUUGAGCACAUAGGCGUGCAUAUCCUUUAUGACCCUGCAGUCCUCCAAUCAAUGUCUUUGUGUGGUUUGUGCCUUCGUCCUGCACCGCUUUGUCAAUUCUUCUUGGCUAAAGGGAAGGGGGCAAAUGGGAACAUUAGGAUCGACCAAAAGGCUUCACGAGGUUGCCUGAUGAAACUCAAUUUUUCUUAUGGUAUCGCAGCUGUAUCCACCUCAUCUUUGCCAUGCUCUAAUGUCCCAAUCCAUUGCGAAUUGUGUUUGAAAGUGGAUCCUGCCAUCUGGCGGUAUUUCAUGAAAGCGCACUUCCAGGAAAAACACCCAAACACACCUUUCACAAAAUACGAACACAUUUGGACCCUUUCAAAAUUUGAAAGGUCUGAAAUGAAAAAGAUCUGGGGAAAGCGAACAAAGGUGACCAUAAAACGAGCUAAAAAACUCACUUUGCAAAUAUCAGAGAACCAUCACACUCAAAUUCCAUUGAGUCCUGCCACCACUGCAAUCCACCUCUAUUCCAUUGACUGA